Onthophagus taurus is the source of this 4124-nucleotide messenger RNA. RefSeq names its product chaoptin. NCBI's taxonomy places the organism in Eukaryota, Metazoa, Arthropoda, Insecta, Coleoptera, Scarabaeidae. Gene Ontology annotation, cellular component: plasma membrane. Gene Ontology annotation, molecular function: protein binding. The record is from RefSeq and is a predicted model, not a curated record.
UCGAGUCGUUUCUGGGAAAGCUCUUCUUAGAUCGAGCUUUCGCGCGAAAUACGCUUUUGCCCCGAACGCGUAAAGUAAAAAGUAGGAACUUUUAAAAUUGCGUAGUUGCUUUGUAAUUUUCCUUCAUAUUGACAUUUCAAAUAGUGUGGUCGUUCGAAAAUUGUCCGUAUUGUAAGGUUUAGAAGAUAUUUAAUACUUAUAAACUGUUUACACCGAAUAUUUCUGUUAUGGAUUCAACAUACAUACAGUCCGUUGACGACGAAAAAGCUGUUGGAUAAGGAGUGUGGGAAUUUCAUGCAGUUUCGAUAUGAGGCUGCUGGAAUGUACUGUUCUAUUCUUGCUGCUCUACCGCAUCGUACCAAUUUGCUCUUCGCAUCUCUCCAGCUGUAGUUUCAACUCCAUGUGCCUGUGUUCUUCGGAUCAGCACAACUUGGACGCUCGCCUCAUUACGGACGUUAGCUGCAUAGCCGUGCCGUUUUUCAAAUUACCAAAUCUCCCAGAGGGCGACAUCAAACAGUUGGAGGUAGCCGGUAGCAACGUCCCGGCUUUGGAAGCGGAGAGUUUGGCAGGCUGCCAAGUGCACUCCCUGACCCUUUCCAACAACCACCUUCAGCACGUGGCCGAACGUGCUUUCAGUUCGAUGUCGUCAAGCUUGAAAUCCCUGGACCUAAGCUACAAUGAACUGGACGCGGUACCGUUCCAGGCCCUGAAGGAGUUAAGAAACUUGCAGUGGAUCAAUUUGCACGGGAAUAGGAUACAAUCAAUAAGUGGCGACUGGUCUCAUGUUCGUACAACGUUAAUGAAUUUAUUUUUGGGGGAGAACGACAUUACCGAAAUCCCAAACGACGCGAUUCUAACAAAAAGCCACCACGGAUUACACCAAUUCAAGUCACUAGUCUGGUUAAAUCUGGACGGAAAUAGAAUAUCAAAGAUACACAAGAACUCCUUGCCUCCAACCCUUCAAACAGUCAGUCUGUCCCACAACUUAAUCGAAGACUUCCCCGUAGAGAUAAUCCUGAACUUACCUCGUCUGCAGUGGUUAUACUUAAGAGGGAAUCACAUAAGGAACUUUCCUGUUCGGUCGUUUCACCGAAAGUUGUGGCUGGAAAAAAUCGAUCUCGGCGAAAAUUACUUGACCAGUUUACGGGAGGAACCGUUCAAUAACUCAGUAUUUAUAAGAGACUUAAACUUAGCUUUUAACGAGAUUAAAGUUAUCGUAAAUAAAAGUUUUAGCGGGUUGCAAUGCGGGCGGAUUAUUUUGUCGCAUAAUAACAUCGAUGUAAUCGAGGAGGAUGGAUUCGGGGGUAUUGAAACAACUUUGGAGUUCUUAGAUUUCGAUCAUAACGAUUUAACUUCCAUCCCGACCGCUCUGAGUCAACUGCAGUCAUUGAAAUAUCUGUAUUUAUCUUCGAACCUAUUAACUGAAAUACCUGUAAAAGUUUUUGAUGGAUUCUGUGAUAAUUUAAGGGCGCUGAGUUUUAGUGGAAACCAAUUAAGUAAAAUACCGUCGGAUGCGUUGCAAAAUUGUACGAAAAUAUCACAUUUUAACGCGGCUUAUAAUAAAAUUUACGACUUAACAGAAUACGAUUUCGAAACCUGGGGGCAAAAUAUAAAAAACCUAAUACUGGGUAAUAAUCGGAUAUCGUUGCUGAAGGAUCGGAUAUUUGCUGAACUAAAAGAGCUGAAAGAGCUGAGUUUAAGUUUUAAUCCGAUCAGAUAUAUCGACGAUAACGCGUUCGAGGGCUUGGAGGGGCUAGAAAGCCUGGAACUGUCCUUCGGACUUGAGGUGGAAACGAUAUCGGAGCAAAUAUUCAAGCACGUUCCGAACCUGCAAUGGCUGUCCGCAGAUAAUAACGAUUUGCACGCCAUAUCGGAGUCCUUCCUCAGCUUUUUGCCGGAAGUAAGGUACCUUAACUUGGAAUCGAACCGGUUGCGACAAGUUCCGGUUGGGAUAUUUUCAGUAUCGACCCAUGGGAAGCUUAGAGAGGUCCGGCUGUCGAACAACGUGAUAUCCAGGCUGAACGAGAAAACUUUCAACGGUUUGCAAUCCCUGGAAACUGUCACAUUCGCCAAUAAUAGGAUAAGAUUGGUGGAAAAGAACUCCUUUUACAACCUUCCGACCCUUGCUACGGUAAUACUUUCAAACAACGAAUUGGCUACCCUCGACAAACACGCUUUUGUUAAUCUUCCAAAAUUACACCUGGUCGAUUUACACAACAAUCACUUAACCGAAUUCUCGUUUGAUGUUUUUGUUAACGUAACCCAUCCCAUGCUAUUAAAUAUUAGUUCCAAUCGUAUAUCUUCCUGUAGCACAAGCAGACGAAUAUUAAGUAUUGAAGUAUUGGAUUCGAGGCAAAACUAUUUCUCACAAGUACCGUCCUGCGUUGACAGCAUAUCACUCCUUAAAAAACUACUUCUAUCUGACAAUGAAAUCUCGAUGUUGGAGCAUAAUAGCUUCAUGCACCUGACUUCGCUUGAAGUGUUGGAUCUCGAGCGAAAUAACAUUGUCAAUAUACAUAGGAGAGCAUUUUUCGGCUUACAAAAUUUACAAAUUCUCGACCUGUCCCAUAAUUCUAUAUCCCUUGUGCAUAUCAAUCAGUUCUCUAAUACUCCCAAACUCAGAAUACUAGAUAUGAGCAAUAAUAAUCUAAAUUAUUUACCAAAAGAGGUAUUUACGGGCACUAUUUUAGAGAAGCUCGAUUUAAAUAACAAUUUUUUCUCCGUGGUUCCUACUUUGAGCUUAACGGAAGUGGGAAUUACCUUAAGACAUUUUUGUAUAGGCUAUAAUAAUAUUGAACACGUAGAUAGUACAACGUUCCCCGAUAUACCGUUUCAGUACCUGGAUUUAAGUAGUAACAAGUUUACGAUAUUACCCGACAACGUGUUCACCAGUUUGGGGUUUCUGCAGAACCUGAUUUUGAACUCUAACCAAAUACGUGCCAAUUUCAAAGAACUGUUCCACUACGCACAAAAUCUAAAAAAACUUUCGUUAGCCAGUUCAGGGAUUAUUUCCACGCCAACGUUACCUUUACCAAACCUCAUUUCAUUAAAUCUAUCCUACAAUAACAUCGAAAUCAUUAAUCGUAAUACCGUACAAAAAUUAGGAAAAUUAAAAUUGCUGGAUCUGAGUCAUAAUUUCAUCAGUCAUAUUCCUGCAUACUUAUGGAUACAUUUACCGCAUUUAAAAACGUUGGAUAUAUCAUACAAUCCAAUAAAGGAACUAUUAGCGGACCACUUUCACGGAUUGAGAAAUCUACAACACUUGAACAUUCAAGGCCUAAAAUCCCUGCGGAAAUAUGAAAGCGCCUCAAUUACUCAAAUUCAGUAUCUAUCGACCUUAUUAAUUGAAACUUGGCCUAUGGUGGAAAACUUCCAAACACAACUUUGCGAAACGUUCGCAAAACUCGAGCAAUUACGUAUCCUAAAAUUGCUCGUACGGGAUUCUGUACUAGACGAUCAGCUACUCUGUGUGUCAAAUAAGAAAAUCCGACACCUGGAAAUAACCGGGAGGCAGCUGAGGGUUAUAGACAGAAAGGCGUUCGCCCAGUUUACGAAAAACCCGGAUUUGGUACUAAGGAUCAGCGGGACACAAGUGGAGGAACUACCGGCUGGACUGUUUGCCAACAUGUACAAAGUUUCGUACUUACGAAUAGACCUGAGAGAUAACAUGCUCUCCUACCUCAGUCCUGAAGUGUUCUACGGGAAUUCGAGCACUUGGAAAAAUGUAGGAACGACACUCAUAUCAGGAGGUUUGGCGCUAUCGGGAAAUCCGUUCAAGUGUGGAUGUCACUUGACGUGGCUCGGUUACUGGUUGCGACGAUGGAUGAGAGAAAGUCUGCAAUCGCACAGCGCUCCCGUGGAUGCAGCCGCAACAAUGACCGAAGCUCUGCACGAGGCCACGUGCACAGACAUAGAUUCUGGGGUUCGAAUCCCCAUCGUCCAAUUGCUACCGGAAGACAUGAGUUGCCAUGCGAGCGCCUUGAGCACGGCCCCCACUUCGACCGAAAUAUCUGUGAUCUCUAUUUUACUUUGUUACGUAUUUUACCAUGUAAUAUAGUGCGCGUCUUUGUUAUUACUGUAUUUUAUUAAGAAAUAAACGAAGAGUAUACUUCCUUUAUUAAUAA